Molecule: messenger RNA, 3313 nt
Organism: Biomphalaria glabrata
Lineage: Eukaryota; Metazoa; Mollusca; Gastropoda; Planorbidae
Product: PAX-interacting protein 1-like
Exons: 21
Coding region: 114-2822 (902 amino acids)
Cellular component (GO): MLL3/4 complex
Source: RefSeq, a predicted model, not a curated record
AGACAAUCAGCGUAUGUUACGCGGAAUUUUCACCGAAAAAUGGACAUUUCUUUGCUAAUGCUAGAUUUAGAUAUCUCGAUCUAGAUCUAAACCUGUAGUCUUUUCAAACAUAAAUGGGAUCAGACACAGAAACUAAUCAUGAUGAUUUACAGCAUGAUGUUUUUAAAGGCGUCACGUAUUACAUUGUCGGAAAUAUUAGCGAUAAGGUAACAUCCUUAUUAGAUCAGAAUGGGGCAAAACGAGACUCAUACCUCAGUGAGAUGGUCAGCAUUGUCAUUGCUGACAGUACAACUUCAGAUGAUUACUCCGAGGCUAAAGAACUCUUUGAACUCCCAAUUGUAUCAAGUGAAUGGGUGAUUUUAUCUGCAAAGUGCAAGAAACAACUUAAAAAAGAAAUUUUUUUUCUGGAAGGAAAAUUAUUUUCCGGGAUUGUGGCAUGUCCCUCAGAGCUUGACAGUGAAGAUGUUCUAGCAAUCUGGGGCAUGCUGAUUUACCAUGGUGCCAGAUGUCAGUCUGACCUAGAUGAAACAGUAACACACCUCAUUACAUCUAGCACUAGUAGUGCUAAAUAUACAGCAGCAGUGGAACAUAAAGACACAAUUAAAAUAGUCACACCUGAUUGGAUUGUGGACUCUGUUGCCAAGUCAGAGCGACAAAAUGAGGAAAUCUACCAUCCUAAGCUCCUGCAAUUUCCUAAACCACAGCCACCAAGCCCGCCAAAUCUCAUGCCAGAGCCUCCUCCUGAAUAUGACCUGGAUUCACCGUACACAUCAUUCAUGGAUACCUUACCCCCGCAUGAGAUGAUGGAUGUCUCCCCCAACCACAGCAUAUUUUCUGUCAGAAUGGGCAACAACAAAGUGGGUCAGUUGGAUGACAGAUUAGAAAGUCCUCGGCCAGACACACCGAGUGCAAAAGAAGCUUUGGCUCGGAAAAUUAGCAGUAGAAUAUCCAGUAAAUCCUCGUCUGAGCCCACCACUCCUGAACGCCUCAGUGUGCCACUGCAGCCAGUAAAUUCCCCAGGAUCUUCCAGUGCUUCCCGAGUUUUACCACCAAUCCCACCUGUUGGAAUGCAGCCACGAAUGGACCAAAGCAACAUCAGAAACACAUUAAGAAACAUCACCAACAGAGCUGUAGCACCAGCUUCUAGUGUGCCAGUCAGAUCAACAAUGCCACAGCAAGGGCCUAAGAUGAAUCCCUUAGUUGCCAUUCCAACAAUGCCAUCACAGACACGGCCGCCCCCACCUGAAUACCCCUUCCCACCUAAACCUAUAGCAGCACCUCUUCCUAUUCCACAACAUCAGCCUCCUGCUGUCCCACUUCCCAGUGCUCCCCCUCCAGCCACUAGCGGGCCACAGCCUCCUCCGCCAGGACCGUUAUAUCAUGGACAUGACCCUAAAGAGAAUGUCCCUCCAGACCUAUGUCUACUUGGUUGUGUGUUUUGUAUAGUUGAUUACCAAAAUAUUAUUGGAUUAGAGGAAGUCGCAGCAUGGAAAAAGGUUAUUGAACAAUAUGGUGGGCAAGUCGAAACUUCUUAUUGUAAUCGAGUCAGUCAUGUCUUGUGUGCCAAUCAGAAAUCUGAUGUCUUCAAAAUGGCCCUGAAAGAAGGUAAACGUGUUGUUACAGCAUUCUGGUUGAAUGACUGUUUGCUUCAAAAGAAAAUGGUUCCACCCUGGCAAGCUCUCCACCUUCCAUUGUCAUUUCAUUCAGAAAAACCUGGUUUUAAUCAGAUGAUAAGCGUGACAAACUUUGAUGGCGAAGAAAGAGUUAGGUUAAAACAGAUGAUCAAUGCUAUUGGGGCCAAGUACACCGGCUACAUGACACAUCACAACUCAGCACUCAUUUGUAAAAAGCCUGGUGGUAUGAAAUUUGAGAAAGCCAAAGAGUGGAGAAUAGCAGUUGUGAACGUCCAGUGGCUCUCUGACCUAGUGUUAGGCAACAUGGAUGCAUUGCGGCUUCCUGUCCAUGUGCGUUACCUGCAAGUGGGCCAAGGGAGAGAAUUCCACAUGGAUUUGACCAGAGUGACACACUUAAUGGGUGGUUGGAAAACAACUUUGAAGAUCACCAAAGAAACAUGGAAGAGAUUUAAGCCUCAUAUACAAGCUACCAAUGGCCAGGAGAACACAAUUAAUAAUGGACCAUCACCUCCGAAAAGGCAAAAAGUUGACUCCACCACACUUCCACCAGAUGUGGAUCCUGGUGUGCCAAAAGUUUUGUUUACGCUAUACUCCAAGUCACAAGCAUCAAGAUUAGAGACGAUUGUCAAGAAGCUAGGGGGCUGUACUGUGACUAAUCCAAGGCACUGCACUCACCUGGUCUGUCCGAGUCUAGUGAGAACCAUCAAGUUUUUUGUGGCCAUCAAUACGUGUCGCUAUGUUGUUACUAAAGAAUGGCUGGAAGACAGCAGCAUCCAGGAGAGGUUUUUAGAUGAGUCAGAUUAUGCACUUAAAGAUGAAAGUGGUGAAGCAGCAUUUAACUGUACCUUGUCUGAGUCUUUGGGUAGAGCUAGAAGUAAACCUUUAUUUCAGGGGUUAACAUUUUACAUUACACCAAGUGUAGCUCCACCCAUCUGUGAGUUGACGAGCAUAAUAGAAAGUGCUGGGGGCAUCGUAGUCAAGAGGAGGCCCACUAUCAAACAAAUCUCAGCUUCAGUGGAUGAGAAGGGCCAUCCCAAAGUUAUUGUCAUCACAUGUCUUAAUGAUCUACAUCUUUCAGUUGAUCUCAGAAACAGAAAAAUACCUGUUUUCAAUGCUGAAUUUGUUCUGACUGGAGUUAUGAGGCAAGAAGUGGAUUACAACACUUUCAGAAUCGUCACCACGCAAUGAAUAGACUCAGGUAGCAUCUACCCCAAAAAGGAUUCACUGUGAUUGGGAAAACAAAAUGCAUUGAACAUUUGACUGUAAAAAGCUACGUAGUCAUGUGAAAACAAUUCAUUUACUCAUUGGAGAGUGUUAAGUCAGACGACAUUUGGUGCUAAGAAUGAAUGCCUAUAGAAAAGAAGCAGUUGAUGAAAGAUGUAUGUUUGUAAACUUAAUGCAGACAUUGUACAUAACUAAAAUAUUUGACGUUCCAUUAAAAUGUAUUUGACACAAUUUCAGAAAAAGACUACAUAUGUAUAGCUCUUUCAUCUUGUUAAUUCCUUUCUAGAAUAUUGUACAGUCCCUUCAUAGAUGUUUAGUGCUCUGCCAAAUUUAACAAAGAAAAAUGUUACCUCUUUGGUUGCAAAACAAGCAUUCAAAUAUUUAUGUGUUCAUUUGUAAAAAGAAAAAAAAAAACCUGACUGACAUACGAUGUGCUUUAUAUGAAUAAUUGUUUG